Adineta steineri is the source of this 3981-nucleotide messenger RNA. NCBI's taxonomy places the organism in Eukaryota, Metazoa, Rotifera, Eurotatoria, Adinetida, Adinetidae. The record is from the annotation of a GenBank genome assembly.
AUGUACAAAGAAAUAAUUUUAAUUCUUAUUUUAAAAAUAACAAUAAUCAAUUGUUAUGCAUUUCAAUCAUCAAUUGAUAAUUUACUUUAUAUAAAAAAUACUUCAACAUUAUUUGCAAUAUCUUCGUCACAUUUAUAUCAAUUACAUUGGUCAACAACAAAUCAAACUUUGUUAUUAUUACAUCGUCGUGUACAACUUCAUUCAACAAUUGAUAAUACAGAAUAUGGUGUUAGUGUUUUUGUUUACGAUCAAGUUAAACAAUUAUUAAUUAUAUGUGCACGUUCAAUUAUUGGUCGUUGUAUAUUAUAUGAUGCAAAUGAUAUAAGUCGAACAUAUUUACUUGAAUCAUCCAUUGAAACAAAUUAUCUUGGUUGUUUAUCUGGUUGUUAUACAUUUAUGUCAUCAAAUAUAAUUCGUUCAGCAUUAAAUGGAAAUCGUCUUGAACAUAAUGGAAAUAUAAUUAAUUCUAAAAUUGAAUUAAGACAAGAUUUACUUAAUUAUAAUAUAAAAUAUGAAUUAGAAUCAAGUGAUAAUACAUUAAUAACAUCAUUAACAUUUUUACCUGAACGUUUAAUAAAUAAAUAUAAUUAUGAAUAUAUUUAUGGUUUUGAUUAUCAACAAUAUACAUAUUAUAUAUUAAAAUCUUCACGUAUUGCACGUUUAUGUCAAUCAUCAAUAGCUAUGCGUGUUACAUAUGAUGAAAUACCAUUAUUAAAUUGUAAUAAUGAUAAAAAUUCAUCGAUUAUAACAGGAGCUUAUUAUUCAUUAGAUAAAAUGAAUCAUUUAUAUAUUUUAUUUGAUAAUAUUGUUUGUAUUUAUACAAUGAAUGAAAUUAUACGUGCAUUUAAAGAAUCGAAAGCUCAAUGUCAAUCAGGAAAUGGUUAUCGUCUUUCUCAUAUUGUUGAUAGUGUUGAUUUAAGACCAACAUGUGAAAAAACAUUAGAUCAAAAUUUAACUGAAAUAAAUGAAUGUACAUGGCAAGCAUAUCGAACAAAUACUUAUAUGGAUGGAAUUAUUGGUGCUAAUGGAGAAAAGAUUUAUGAAACUAUGACAAAGAAUGUUAAGAUUCGAUUUAUUUUUGCUCAAGAUGAUAUUGUUAUUCUUAGUACAAAUGAAAGACGAAUUUUAAAAUUUAUUCGGUCUAAUCAAACAACACUUUAUCUCUUACAUGAAGCAAUCUAUCAAAGCGAACCAUUCAAUAGUCAAUAUGUUAUUGAUUAUGAACAUGAAUCAUUGAUUUUUGCUGUUGCUUCUGAACUUCAUCGUUAUGCAUAUAAUUCUUGUUCAAUUUAUGAUACAUGUCGAUCAUGUAUCGGUAGUCGACGUUAUGAUAGUAAAUCAUGUAUAUGGUUCGAUGGUAAAUGUUCAUUAACAUCGAAUCCAUUGAUACUAAAUCGUGGAUGUCCACCAUCAAUUGAUCAAGUAAAACCAACAAAUAUAAGUGUUAAUACAGAACGAAUUUCAUUGAAAAUAACAGGUAUAUUUGAAAAUGUUCAAGCACAUUUAGCUAAGGUUACAAUUAAAUAUCCUUUAUCAAAUCAAAAUGAAUCUGUAUGUACUAUUAAAACCAUUAAAAAUGACAGUUUAAUAUGUGAUUUAAUUGUUCCGAAACAAACUAGUCAAGGAAUGGUUUCAAUUUAUGUCAAAUCUGAACAUUCAUUAGCUAUUGGUGAUACGGAUAUAUCUGGCACAGUUGAAUUAACAGAAAAAUUGAAUAUUUAUAUACCAAAACCAAUUUUGGUACCUAAUUUUGGUCCAGCUGCUGGCGGAACCAAAAUUCGAAUACAAAAUUUAGCUUUUGACAAUAGUUUAGAUUUAUUUUCAAUAAUGAAGAUCUUUUUGGGAAGAAAACAAUGCCAUAUAACUGAAAUAACGACUGAUGCAAUUGAAUGUAUCAAUGAAGCUUGUACUAAUAAUCUUGAAAAAUUAGAAUUACGUAUUCAAGUUCAUGAUUAUGUAUGGCAAUUACAAAAAACAUAUUUUCAUUGUCGAAGCGAUCCCAUGGUAUUUGAUUGGUCUCCAAAAAAAUCAAUUCUAAGUGGUGGUAUUAAAUUAACUAUUACUGGUGAAUAUUUAGAUGUCGUACAAAUUCCAAUGAUGAAGUUUGUCUAUAAUCUUUCAGAUUUUGAAUUUAUUUCAUUAUGUGAAUCAAUUUCAAAUUCACAAAUGAUUUGUUUAUCACCUACAAUUGAUAAAAAUCUUGGUUUAAGUCCACCUAUUGAUCUUGAUGUCACAUUUUAUAUGGAUAAUAUUAAAAUAAUACCAGACAAUAAUGUUUUAACAAUUGUUAAUGAUCCUAUUUAUUAUCCAUUUGAAAAUUAUAUUCAAGAAAUAAAUUCAACACAUAUUAUUAAGUUUCAAGGUUCUAAUCUUGCUGCAACACAUUCAAUGGAUCUUAUUAAUAUACGAAUCGAUAAUAUUAACAAUGCUUGUAUCCCAUUUAACUUCACGAAUACAUAUCUUAUGUGUAGAUUAUCAAAACUAGCUUUGAAAAAUAUUCAAGAUUCUGAAGCAAAUAUUGAUAUUCAAAUUGGAACAAAUUUAACAUUUUUAAUUGGUAAAAUUCUAUUUCAAAAUAAUACGUCUUCAUCAACAACAUUAUUGACUGUUCCAUAUUUAACAAGACAAAUUGGUUCUUGGACAAUUAUUAUAUUAACAAUCUUAACAUCGAUAACAAUUUUAACUCUACUUUUUCUCUUAGUUAUAUUUAUUCGUCGUCGUUUUUUUCAAUCAUCAGAAAAAUAUCAUAAACAAAAUAAACCACCACAAUAUUAUCAAGAUGUUUGGUGUGAAUUAGGAAAAAAAUGGCAAAUUAAUUCGAAAUAUUUAACUGUUGCAGAAAAAAUUGGUCAAGGAUGUUUUGGUGAUGUAUAUCGAGGUGAAUUAAAACAGAAUGAUAAUAAAUCAAUUGAUGUUGCUAUAAAAGUUUUACGUGAUCAAAAUGUUGCAUCAAUGCAUGAAUUUUUAUUUGAAGCAAAUCGUAUGAAAGAUUUUUCACAUUCAAAUGUUCUCUCAUUAAUUGGUGUUGUAUGGGAUCCAAUACGUAAAGCUAUGGUAUUAUUACCAUAUAUGAAAAAUGGUGAUUUAAGAAGUUAUAUAUCCAAUGAAAAAAAUCGACCCACUGUAAGACAAUUAAUAACAUGGGGAAUUCAAGUUGCUGAUGGAAUGGAAUAUUUAUCUUCAUUAAAAUUUAUUCAUCGAGAUUUAGCAACACGAAAUUGUAUGUUAGAUGAAAAUCUAAUAUGUCGAAUAUCAGAUUUUGGUCUUAGUCGAGAUAUUAUCGAUCGAGAUUAUUAUCUUGUACCAAGAACAACAACAAAAGAAAAAGAUGGACAAGCUAUUCAAAUACCACCAAGACGUUUACCUAUUCGAUGGCUUAGUCCAGAAUCAAUUGAAUCAUCGAAAUAUACCGUUCAAUCUGAUGUGUGGUCUUAUGGUAUUCUUCUCUGGGAAUUAUUAAGUCGUGGUAAAACACCCUAUCCAGGUAUUGAUAAUGCUGAUAUAUUUACUUAUAUUAAAAAUGGUUAUCGUCUUCCUCAACCUACAUAUUGUCCACCAUUACUCUAUAAAUCAGCAAUGCUUGUUUGUUGGAAUGCUGAUUCAAAUCAACGUCCAUCAUUUACACAACUUGCUCAAGAUAUUCGUCAAAUACUUCUACAAUUGGAAAUUGAACAACAAAAACAAUACAUACGUCCUCAACAAUCAUCAUCAGCUGAUGAUGAUACAAUUAUUGUUGAAAGAUAUCCAGGUGAUCGAAAAAUAAAACGAUUAUCAACAACAUCAAUGUCAUCAUCUGGUAGUAUUGGUGGACAAUAUAUAACUACACCUCAUCGUCAAUCAGAAAAUGUACAAUUAUUAUUUGAUCGUGGUGGAGAUGAAGAAGAUGCAUAUGCUGUAGCAGUUAAUUCAAGUCCUGAUAUUUUUAGUACAACAAGAUUAUUACCUAAAUAUACAGAAACAAGCAUUACUGAAGAUGUUUAA